AUGAAGCCGAGCCUACUAAAGCUGCUCCUUGGCUUCAGCUGCUUGGUCAGUUUGGCCAAAAGUAACAGUGAUGAGCCGACGAUCACCUACGAGCAGCUGUAUACGGCUGGGAAGCAAGCCUAUACGAAGAAAGAAUGGACGGAUUGUGUUGGGUUUAUGCGGCGGACCGUCGAGGAUUAUAACUACUACAACGACGAGACGAUUUGGUGUCGAGAGAUGUGCGAAAUGAAGUACCCGUCCAGCGCCGAGGCCUCCGGAAUGGCCCUCACCCAUCUGACGGCCCAAAAGGCGCUCUGCCUCUUUAGGUGUAAAGUGGAGCGACUCGGCGAAGACCGCCCUCCCCCGCAGCGCCAUCUCCUCUGGUUCGAGCUCGAGGAGCGCGAACCCUACCGAUACAUGCACAUUUGCUAUUGGCAUCUUGGCGACCUGAAAAAUGCUGUAAAAGCGGCGUACACGUACCUCGUGCGAAACCCCGAGCACCAGGAGACCAUUGAGAAUUUGCAG
Messenger RNA from Mesorhabditis spiculigera, 504 nucleotides. Lineage: Eukaryota; Metazoa; Nematoda; Chromadorea; Rhabditida; Rhabditidae. The record is from the annotation of a GenBank genome assembly.